CUGUUGGGCAGCUGCUGGAAGUGAAGUGAAGGAGCGUCAGCCUCUAGAGCGGAGUCACUGAAUCAAAUCAUCAGCCCGAGCAGAGCGCGGCAGUCACUCCGCGGAGAGGACACCCAGCUACUCGGCCAAAGACCCUUUUACGCACCGCGGGGAACUACCUGAAAACGCAAAUGUUGGCACUGUGAGAGCAAGGAUCCAGCAGUGUCUCCCCCCCUUAAAUUCUCCUGGAAUAUUCUGUUUUGAUUAUUGGAAAGACAUUUGUUGAGUAACAGGUAAAAGCUGGGGAGCAUCUCCUGAACAGAAUGAAGGGAUUUACACCUUUCUUCAACAUGAUCCUUGUUGCGCUACUUGUCGCCAGCGUCACAGCGACCAAGUUAAAUGUUCCGCGGCUGAGACUGUCAUACAAAGACCUGCUGUCCACCAACAGGUCGUCCAUCUUCAGCGGCCAUCACGGCCAGCUCUCCCUUUCCGCCGUCUUCCUGGACGAGUACCGUGACCGCCUCUUCCUGGGAGGGAAAGACAUCCUGUACUCUCUCAUGCUGGGGCCUGCCAGCAGCGAGUCCAAAGAGAUCUACUGGCCCCCGUUACCUGGCAACAGAGAGGACUGCAUUCAAACCGGGAAAGAACCACAGACGGAGUGUGCAAACUUUGUUCGCCUCCUGCAGCCCUACAACCGCACCCACCUCCUGGCCUGUGGCACUGGUGCCUUCCAGCCCAUGUGUGCCUUCAUCUACGUGGGACACAGAGGCGAGCAUGUGUUCACCAUGGACCCUACAAAUGUGGAGAAUGGACGAGGGAAGGUUCCACAUGACCCCAGCUUUCCCUUCGCUAGCACCUUCAGUGGUGGGGAGCUGUACACAGGACUGACUGCAGACUUCCUGGGUAGAGACUCUGUGAUCUUCAGGAGUAUGGGAGGUCGCUCCAUCAUGAGGACAGAAACUGACCAGAAACUUCUCCAUGACCCUAAAUUCAUCGCUGCCCACCUAAUCCCUGACAACGAUGACAGAGACAACGAUAAAGUGUAUUUCUUCUUCACUGAGAAGGCCACGGAGGCAGGGGACAGGGAGGGAGCCAUACACACACGUAUCGGACGAGUGUGUGCGAAUGAUGUUGGAGGCCAGAGAGUGCUGGUGAACAAGUGGAGCACCUUCAUCAAAGCCAGACUGGUCUGCUCUGUACCAGGGCCCCACGGCAUCGACACACACUUUAACCAACUGGAGGAUGUUUUCCUGCUGAGGACCAAGGAUGAGAGGAACCCAGAUGUCUAUGCAAUCUUCAGCACCAUUAGUAAUGUGUUCCAGGGUUUUGCCGUGUGUGUUUACCGUAUGGCUGACAUCAGAGAAGCCUUUAACGGACCCUUCGCUCAUAAAGAGGGUCAGGACUACCAGUGGGGGGCCUAUGAGGGCAGGGUCCCUUAUCCAAGACCAGGCGUGUGCCCAAGUAAAAUUACCAACCAGCCGGGCAGAGAGUUUGGCAGCACAAAAGACUUCCCUGAUUCAGUGCUGCAGUUUGCACGCAGCCACCCAUUGAUGUGGCGUCCGGUGUAUCCUGCCCUGCGUCAACCUGUGCUUGUAAAGGCCAACAUUCCUUACAAGCUAAAACAAAUCGUGGUGGACCGGGUCGAGGCAGAGGAUGGGCAGUAUGAUGUCAUGUUCAUCGGCACAGACGUUGGCACAGUAUUGAAGGUCAUUGCCCUGCACACUGGAAACAGCCUGGAGACAGAGGAGGUCACACUGGAGGAGCUACAAGUCUUCAAAGUGCCAACUCCAGUUACAUCAAUGGACAUAUCCGUGAAAAGGCAAGCCCUGUAUGUGGGAUCGCCAGCAGGUGUUGCGCAGGUGAAGCUGCAUCGCUGUGAGACGUAUGGGAAAGCCUGUGCUGAGUGCUGCUUGGCCAGAGACCCUUACUGUGCCUGGGAUGGAUCCCUCUGUGCGCGGUACAUGCCAAACAGCAAACGGCGUUACCGCAGACAGGACAUCAGGCAUGGCAACCCUGUGCUGCAGUGUGUGGAUCAGAACUUGAAUGAAGACCUUGAUGUGACAGAAGACAGGGUUGUGUACGGGACCGAGAACAACAGCACCUUCCUUGAGUGUGUUCCUCGCUCUCCACAAGCUACUGUUACCUGGCUGGUCCAACGUGAUGACCGCAAGGAAGAGGUAAAGCUGGAUGAACGCGUGAUGUCCACUGAGCAGGGCCUCCUGUUUCGUCGUCUCUUCCGCCAGGACGAAGGCAUGUACAUCUGCCGCUCCCGAGAGCAUGGCUUCACGCAGACCCUGGCCCGCCUCACCCUCGAAGUCCUCCAGGGGGAGACUGUGGACGAGCUCAUGGCACGCGACAAUGCUGGCCUCUCUGACUCGUUCAAAGACCGCUCCACAGGAAGCUACAGGGCCUGGAUGCCUUGUAGCGCAUACAGCAGGGCAGGCUCAUCAAGCCAAAUUGGUCAGUCCCGUACAUGGUUCAAGGAUAUCAUGCAGCUGAUUGGGCCGUCAAACCUGCCACACGUGGAGGAGUACUGCGAGAGGAUGUGGUGCAAUGACAAGCUGAGGAGGAAACACAAGAGCAUGCUGGAAAAAUACCGCCAAGCACAGGAGAGUGCCAGAAAGGCACGUAGCAAGAGCUCUGGAGAACGUAACCGGACGCCGAGGGACCUCAGCGCUUUGGAGGAGUAACAGCGAGAAAGUGAGCAGGGGGAAAGGAAGAGAAAAGGGACAAAGAUUGCAGUACAGGACAAGAUGAAUUGGGCAGCAAAAAGGGUCAGGACCAGAAUCAACUCCUAAUAGUUGAAACUUUGGCGCUUGGGUUUGUAAGAAUGGGGUAGAUCAGAACAGAGCAUCUGCUUUGGCCAUUAAACCUAACAGAAUGGAUUUUGUGAAAUCAGUGUAUGUGUAGGUCAGGUGCUAGGGUUUGGUUCUGGACAUGGCCCAAAAAACACAGAAGUGUUUGGCUGUCUGUAAAGACGGCACAAAAAAAGACUGCUACUGAACUGAAAAGGCUGUUGCUAAAAAGAGGAGACGAAACACUUUGAGGAUGCUUUUUAAAAAUCUUGAUUAACAAGGACUCCUCCUGCUCCCACACUUGUAUACUUUUACGGUUAAAAACGCCUGACACUGCUUCCAUUUCAUCAAGUCAUAUAAAACCUUUACAAACCUCAGACUUAAAGAAGGUAUGUGUGCCUGUGGACUGACUCUGUAAUGAACAGUUUGGGUUGGCUUUUGGCAGAUUGGAGCUUCAGAAGAGAGGAACAUCACAUUUACAUACUUUGCAUCUUUGGACUACAAAAUAGCAGGUUUGUCAAGUGUAGCUCACAUACAUUUACUUUCACUGGAUUCAUCUUCUUCUCACUUGAUAUUUAAUGGUCCAAGUUUCUUGCCUUGCUCUGCACUUAGCUUUUUUUUUUAAAAAAAUGAAAUAUUUAUGCAUGACUUCAGCUCAAGACAUAACUGAGUUUGCAGUGUAUUUAUAGGAGGCAUAUGCAACUAAUUCACCCAGGCUUAGAGACCUACCAUGUCUGAUCUUGCCACUGUACGUACACACACACACACACACACACACACACACACACGCUUAAAUAAACUGAAAUCCCACUCACCCAUAACACUGAAUGCAUAAGCUCAACUAGCCCAAACUGGAAGCUACCAUGGGACGACUGUUGAUGGUUCAACAGAUUAAAGGCACAUUGCUUUAUUUUUACUGCUGUGGGUUGAACUUUCCAUUAAACACCAGCUACAGAUCAACAUUCCCCCCUCACUGACCCUUGAAGGGAUCUUUCAAAGCGGCUUAAUGUCUUGUGUUUCAUGUUCUUGGGCACAUACUGUAAGGAAGAACCCUUUAGCAGAUCCGAAUCACAGGGUGGAUACACAAAUCAUUUUUCACUCUUUUGUUAAAUUUGCAAUAUACGAUAUUCACUUUGAACAUUACAAGCAAGCAUGAAGGUGGCUAAGAUGAGAUGGUGAUGGCUAGCAGUGCAGUUCUAACAACAGUGCUGAAAGAGUUAACAGUGAUAAUGGGGGUUAGAUUACAAUCACCGGGUGACCUGGGGGGGAACUGGAGGGUGGGUGUAUCACUUUACUGCCAUUCCGCCACUGUGAGUUGGGGGCGGCGUUAUUAGGGGUGCUAACAGUGCUAACAACGGCAACAGGGCUGAAUGAGCUAACAGUUGAGCUAACACCGAUAUGAACAAGUUCGAAGAAAAGGGGGGCUGGAGGGACUCACAUGCAUAUGCAGCUGGAUCGGUACCACAACAAAGAACAGAGAAACCCAGAUCACAACACACACAGAGGGAGUGUGCCUUCAUUAUCUGCUCAGGAUGCCAUUUCUCCACUGUAUCUUUACAUGGCAAACAAGUGUUUGCUGCUAUGUUCUGAAUGUCGUAUAUUGCGCGUUCGGCAAUAGGGCAUUUGGCCUCUGUCGUUUUUUUGCUGUGCAUUUAGUAGUCAAAACCCAUCCAUUAAAAAGAGAAAUUACAUAACCUGACCUCUCUGACAUAGCCUCACCUCACACUAAACUCAUUUUCCCACAGUUCCUCUGUGUGCUGUCGCUCUCUACUGACAAUAGAGGGAACAAUAGAAGGGGUCAGCUGUAAUGGCCGACUCCUCCUAUGCUUUCUGCUUUGUAAACACCAGUUUUAAGACGGUUCAUAGUUUGAACACGAUAAUCCACAUUGUAUUGUCUUCAAGGUUUGUUGUUAAAAUAUAACUUUUAUGGAAAAUGAAUCCAAAAAAGGUUUUCCUUCCACAGAUGACAGCUGGAAAAGAGAACAGAGGGUUGAACUGAUUAAUGGGACAGAAAAACACAGAUAAAGAGACAGGGCAGAUUAAUAAAAGACUGGCCUUGAAUGGGGUGAGAUGUGAGCUUUAUAAGCUAAAGUCAAAUUUGGCUUCGGAAAGAAAUAAAGAGUGGAGGUCAGGGAAAGCAGGCGGCAGGCGAGGAGAACGAAUGCCAAGCUUCAGUUUCAGUGAGGUCAGUGUGGAUGGGCAUGACAGAGCUUCAGUAAUAUAAGCUAUCAACAAUAAUCAAACUGAAGCAGAGGGAAAAUGUAAAUACAAUUGUGUAAAAUGAUUUUCUUAUUGAAAUGAGUUUUAAGAGUUUCUCUAAACCAUAUCAUCCAUAUGUAACAAUUAACUUACAUUAAUGAAGGCUUUUGAGUUGCUACUCUAGCAACCUCCUACGGCGCCACCAUGGAGGUCCAGGGGAGAGCUGUGUAUAUGAUGGGUUACAUGUAGUGCACAAAAUAAACAAUAAAAAACAUGUGCUUAUAAUGUGCCAUAGCUAAUAAUUGCCAGAUGAAAUACUUUUACUUAUUUCUUGAAUCUUGCACCUUUAAUCUUUGCCCCUGCACAUGUCUGUAUAUGCCAGAUAUCCAGGCUGAUAUUACCGACCUUUGAAGUGUGAUAAAUUAAAUGUUAAUCAGGGGGUGAAAUCUUCAGUUUCCAAUUAUGAACUGUACAAAAGUUACCCAUACUUAUUGGAUUCAUUUGAAGACAGCUACACACAUGUAGUCACAAUCAGCUGUUCACAAAUUGCCUUUUGUUGCCAAAGAACUGAGGACCUCCAAUAUGGCUGCCAGAAGGUGAAACCCCUGUGACAUGUGUACAUAUGGAAGAUGGUAUCGAUAUUGUGGGAGCCCUCUCGUUUAAAAUUAGCCAGGAAACAACAUUAACACCAGUGACCUUUUUGUAACCUUAAUGGCGUGUGAAUGACCUCUGAGAGGGGAAAGAAAAAGAGAGAGGAAAGGAGACAUUAAAAGAAUGAGGUACUAUGAGCAUCUUGUGAAGUCUGUAUUUACAGUUUAUUUAAAAAAAGAAAAUCCUAAUCCCUAUUAAUUAAAACCAUUUUCUCCCCAGUUCAUUAGUAUGAAAUGAGUAUUCCAGUUUGUACAGCACACUUAAGCACACAUUUUACUUUGGCAAGGUUUAUUUUCUCGGUUUGAGGACUGUGAGACUGGCUAUUAGACUCCACUUAUAGUGUUUUCUUUAACAAUAUUGCUCCUGAUGUGUAUCUAAAUGGAAGGAAAAUGAUAGAGUGACGGGAAGAUGGUGUGAUGACACAAAGAGACGGUUUACUAGGCAGGGUAAAACUUAAUAUAUCUAGAAAAUAACCCUCCUCAAAAGUUACUUUUCUCAAAAAAUGGUCACCUAAUUUUAUAUUUUAGUCUUGUCAUAUUUUUGUGAACAGCUAAAAAGUUACUUUGUCUGGACUGAAGUUUUUGUUGUUGCUGUGCUUCUGUAAGCCCACAUCAUGACCCUGCAUUACUGUCAUCAGAAAAUAUGAAAUAAGAUAUAACUUUUGUAAAUAUGAUUGUAAACUUACAGUGUGUAAAACUGUCUGAAUAUACAAGUUUCCAUUUUAUGGCAUCUGUCAUAAUGGAACUACCAAAAUAAAUGCAGACACCUUUUUCCCAGGACAGUGUUUUAAGACUUAAAAUGACACAAAAAGUAGUACUUCAGGAUGAUAUUGGUAAUUUAUGCAUUUUUGCAAAUAUGUAAUUUUUAGUCGCUGACAAAAAUGUGGCAUUACUGAAUAAAUGUUAGUUAUUUGUGCAUGUGCAAAACACACAUUGUAAAGCCUUCAAAUGCAUUUCAGUUGUUGUACUGUUGCACAAAGUUUGUAGUAGUAUCGCAUCUCACUUUUAUAUAGUGUUAAGAUGUCUGCUCUUUAGCUAGUUCAGUGCAGUUUGUCAGUUCUUCUUCACUUUUAUCUAAAACACAUGUUGAAUUUGCAUCAGUCCUGCUUUAAUGUCCAACUGUAGUGUUUUACAGUAUUUAUAAAAGAAAACCUGAUGGGUUUAUAAUAAGACAAAGACUCAAACAUUCAUCAGUGUGAUCAAUGCAUUGUGAUUACUUUUGUAAAACUGAGACAUGGUUUCGCUCCAGUCACACACUACACCAUGUGAUUAGCUGCUCCUUCUGAUUGGAGGUGCACUGAUUCAUAAAAGCCUGCACAUGCUCUGACCACCACAGCUACUUUAUAUCAAGCAGACAAAGAGGUUCAGACUGUGGAAGUCGACACUGCAGUAAACAGUCAAGACAUCUAUCUACUCAGGAUCUUGGCACUCACGAGCUUGGAAGGUCAGCAGUCCAACAAGCACACAUAGCCAUCAUGAAUUUGCAGAGUUCAGCAAGCAAGCAAGUUUCCCUGAACAUGCAGACAUCAACACUCCCAAUGUAGAAUUUAGGCUAUAAGUGUAAAAGCAGCUUCUGAUUAACAAUGAACAUUAACUUUGUGACCUGUCCCUUUAUUGUACUGUAAAACUGUGCUGGUUGUGGGGCCUCUGACAGAGCCUAAUUUAAAGCAUAUUUAUGUUUUAUUUAAGUGUCUUUCUACCAUGCAUGCUAUGUACUUGUAUGCUAUUUAACAGCAUUAAAAGUGGAUUUUCUAACAUAAA
Epinephelus moara (kelp grouper) is the source of this 7384-nucleotide messenger RNA. RefSeq names its product sema domain, immunoglobulin domain (Ig), short basic domain, secreted, (semaphorin) 3bl (gene sema3g). Gene Ontology annotation, molecular function: semaphorin receptor binding; chemorepellent activity. NCBI's taxonomy places the organism in Eukaryota, Metazoa, Chordata, Actinopteri, Perciformes, Serranidae. The transcript is spliced from 16 exons. The record is from RefSeq and is a predicted model, not a curated record. Bases 303 to 2669 code for a protein of 788 amino acids. Gene Ontology annotation, biological process: axon guidance; semaphorin-plexin signaling pathway; neural crest cell migration.